Toxorhynchites rutilus septentrionalis is the source of this 750-nucleotide messenger RNA. RefSeq lists its product as uncharacterized. NCBI's taxonomy places the organism in Eukaryota, Metazoa, Arthropoda, Insecta, Diptera, Culicidae. Gene Ontology annotation, molecular function: nucleic acid binding. The transcript has a single exon. Bases 1 to 750 code for a protein of 249 amino acids. Gene Ontology annotation, biological process: DNA integration. The record is from RefSeq and is a predicted model, not a curated record.
AUGAUUGCGAAUUGCGCUGACUGUCAGUCGGUGCGUGCGGAACCUACGAAGAUGAACCUUCACUGCUGGGAAACUCCGAGUGAACCAUUUCAGAGGGUCCAUGUGGACUUUGCGGGUCCGUUCAUGGAAACCUACUUCUUCAUAUAUGUGGAUGCUUUCAGUAAGUGGCCGGAGAUCAAGAUAUGCCGAUCCAUUACAGCUGAAGGUACCGUUGCUAUGUGCCGGGAAUUGUUCAGUACGUUCGGCAUUCCCUCAGUUUUAGUGAGCGACCAUGGCGUCCAGUUUACUUCAGAGGUCUUCCAGCAAUUUCUUAAGAUGAAUGGGGUGGUACAAAAGAUGGGAGCACCGUAUCAUCCAGCAACAAAUGGACAAGCUGAGCGGUACGUUCAGACAUUCAAACAGAAAUUGAAGGCGUUGAAAUGUUCGAAGUCGCAGCUGAAUCUGGAACUAUCCAACAUUCUUCUUACCUACCGGAAGACGAUCCAUCCAUCUACAGGGAAGUCACCGUCAAUGCUCGUGUUUAGUCGACAGAUUAGAUCAAGGCUCGACCUAUUGCUGCCGAAGAAUGAAAUUCAAACAAAGCGGAUAUUGCUGUGCGCCAGUUCCAGGAUGGUGACCGUGUACGUGUGCGAGAUUUCCUAUCCAAAGACAAAUGGAAGUUUGGAAAGAUCGCCGAGAAGCUUGGGAAGUUGCGAUAUGCUGUGCGUCUCGACGAUGGACGCAUCUGGGAGCGUCAUAUUGACCAUAUAG